AAUGUUAAUUUAUGGUAAAUGGAGCAACGAGAAAUUACUCAGUUUGCUUGAAGACAAACUUGUACAACGUGACAAAAUUAAAUCUUUACCUGUGUAUACCAAUGCGCAAUAUGAUGAAUCAUUUAAUAAGUUAAACUUUAUUAUUCACAGUGGAGUAUAUAACGAGUUUGUCUUACUGAAACUAGAAGAAAAAGGUAUGUCGCCACACAGCAUUAUAAAGGCAAUCAAAUACGGUCUCAUUAGUCUCACUUCUGAAGAACUGAAAUAUUUUCAAGAUUUUGGUGUAGAGACAAAAGAUACAUGGAUGGAAAAAAAACUUGAUGACAAACUGAUUUGGAAUCUUAUUGUUACUGGAUUAACUGAAAAUCAAUGCUGGAAUAUCAUUAUGUGCGGGCUAGUAUCUCAGGAUAAAAAUAUAUUGUAUCGACUUUUAUCGAGCGGCAUUGAUGUCCCAGAAAUCUUGAGCUGGACGUGGAAAUCCAAGCCGGUUACACCAACAAUGAUAAGUUUCUUAAAAGAGCUUGGAAUAAAUGAAGAUACUCUUUGUUAUGUAAAAGAGAACGGUAUUGAUGAUGAGGUUGAAAAUAUGCUAAUUGAUCUCGGAUAUAAUGAAUACAAAGAAAAGAAAGUUUUACAAGUAACUGAGGUAUUCCUUUCUAAGUGAUUUUAAAGAAUAUAAAACGUAUUGCAUACACAUAAAAAUAUAUAUA
This is a messenger RNA of Nylanderia fulva, 710 nucleotides long. RefSeq lists its product as uncharacterized. Lineage: Eukaryota; Metazoa; Arthropoda; Insecta; Hymenoptera; Formicidae. The record is from RefSeq and is a predicted model, not a curated record.